Molecule: messenger RNA, 1665 nt
Organism: Lathyrus sativus (Indian pea)
Lineage: Eukaryota; Viridiplantae; Streptophyta; Magnoliopsida; Fabales; Fabaceae
Source: the annotation of a GenBank genome assembly
AUGACGACGUCGUUUCUCAACGGCGAGAGACUCGUUCUUCUCUUCUUCAUUUCUAGAAUCCUUUACUCUCUCCCUCUCUCUCUCCUCUCCCAUGGCGUUUCUCUCUCCCUCAUCGCCCUCGCCGCAUUCUUCCUCGAGAUCUCCGUCGAUUCUUCCAAUUCCCCCUUCCCUCUUCGCACCAGACCAGGUGCUUCCUCCGGAAUUCUACUCGGUGCAAUCACUCUCCCGUCUCUUAUUCUCUCCAAAUUGAUACAAUCAUCGCGUGGAUUCUCGCUCCAACUACUUCAACCUCAAGAGAUUGAAUAUCUGACAUUGCAAUACUGGGCAACAUCUGCCAGCGUCUUCUCUGUGCUUUUGUUCCUCGCGUUGACUAUAAGGCGUUCUCGUUGGGGUUUAAGGUUUAGCUUCUCUUUCGCUUUCCUUCAAGCUGUGCUCUCUAUUGCAGCGCUUUUGACUACGUCUCAAAUUGGGUUGCACCCUGCAUUGAAGCUUUCUUGGGUGUUUUUUCAUGGAUUGGCAUCCGUCAAGCUAAUUCAGCAUUUCAUGAGAACUUUUCCGUAUUGUGCUUCCAUUGGGGAAGCAUUUUUGGUGACAGCUGGUAUUGUUCUCUAUUUUGGUGAUAUGCUGUUGCUUACUAUAAAAAAGCUAUGUGGACUAUUGGUGUCAUCAGAGUUGGAUACUACAGAUGAAAUUAAACGAAGUGAGAUAAAUAUUAUAAUUCAGGGGCUUGUCCUUGGGCUUUUGCUAUAUCCAAUAGCUUUGAAAUAUAUUCUACAAAUAUGGGAGUGGUUAAUAAAUACAAUUUAUUCUGAACAAAAAAGAUACUAUGAGAUUGGGAGAUCCCUCAUAUUUAUUGCUUCCCUUGGACUUGCCCUCAUUGUGUUUGUACCAUUAUGGAUGCAGUUCGUACAGGAGUUUGAUAUGCAUCCCUUUUUCUGGGUGCUUUCCUUUGUUUUCUCAGAGCCAUCCAAAAGACUGUCGUUGUGUAUCUAUUGGAUGUGUAUAAUUUUUGUUUCUGUUUUACGAUUCUAUACCAUCUCUAAGAACAGUAAGAUUGAGAGGAUUCUUUUGCGGAAAUACUACCAUCUGAUAGCUGUCUUGAUGUUUUCACCUGCCCUUAUCUUUCAGCCAAAAUUUCUCGAUCUAGCUUUUGGCGCUGCAUUGGCGGUUUUCUUAAUAUUAGAAAUUAUUCGAGUAUGGAGAAUCUGGCCCUUGGGACAACCAAUAAAUCAAUUCAUGAAUGCAUUCACUGAUCACCGUGACUCUGAUUUUCUCAUUGUCAGCCACUUCUCACUGUUGCUUGGAUGUGCUCUUCCUAUUUGGUUGUCUUCUGGGUACAGUGAUCGACCUCUUGCCCCUUUUGCGGGAAUUUUGAGCCUAGGAAUUGGAGAUACAAUGGCAUCAAUGGUUGGAUACAAGUAUGGUGUUUUGAGGUGGAGUAAAACUGGCAAGAAAACGGUUGAAGGUACUGCAGCUGGUAUAACGUCUGUACUAGCUGCUUGCUCUUUACUCCUUCCACUCUUAGCAUCAGCCGGAUACAUUUUUACUCAGCAUUGGUUCUCUCUACUUCUAGCCGUGACUGCAAGUGGCUUGUUGGAAGCCUACACGGCACAACUUGACAACGCCUUUAUACCACUCUUUUUCUAUAGUCUUCUCUGUUUGUAG